AUGAAUGGUAUUGUUCGAACGGUGAAUGAAAUUGCCUUGUUCCGUCUUACGAGCGUAUUUAACAAACAGCUAUGGAGAAGUGCCUCAAACAGUGCCGUGAAAAAGAACCGUGUUGAGGAUGACCGUUCCGAACGAAGUCUUCAACAUAUCGAUGAACAUUUUGAAGCUGUUCCCGCCGAAGAAAGGAACAAGAAAUCGUUCAACGCAGCUAUCGAGGUAUUUCGUCAGAAGCGAACGCAAAGUCGUGGACAUGUUGAGUUUAUCAAUUCAGCGUUGAAAUAUUUGGAAGAGUACGGUCUGCAUAAGGAUCUUGACACGUAUAAAUCUCUCCUGAACGUCUUCCCAAAAGGAGCGAUGAUUCCACAGAAUAAGUUCCAGGUAGUAAAUUCAUCGUCAUAUUUUCAGAAAAUAUUCCUCCAUUAUCCUAUGCAACAGAAUUGUUGUGUUAAAGUUCUGGAUCAAAUGGAAUGGUUCGGUGAGUUCGCCCUUCAUCCAUCAUAUUCUUUUCAUUUCCUUUUAUUUCACUUUAUCUUCUCACCUCGAAUCAUUCAGCUUCAUUUUAUUAUUACGUAG
Messenger RNA from Anisakis simplex (herring worm), 573 nucleotides. The record is from the annotation of a GenBank genome assembly. Lineage: Eukaryota; Metazoa; Nematoda; Chromadorea; Rhabditida; Anisakidae.